AUUUCCUGUCACGGUCCGUCACCUCCUGCUUCCCAACCAAGCGGUGCUCGUUGCUAAGGAGCUCACCUGUUGCGUGGAUACCGACUGACACCUGCUAGCACGAGGGCAUUGACUGGAUUAGCGCUAACGGGCUAGCUAACAUAUCGGUCCCACUGGUUUUACAUUAACAGUACUUGAAUUAUUUACGUACCAUGGCGAACGGCCACCGGACAAACGUUAUGGUCUCCUCGUGUUUGAAAACGCCGGUAGACCCGCGCACCAAAGCGCCGUUAGCGUCAUACGAGCGGGAAAGAGCGCUGCCACACACGGCUCCGAGUCAUAUGGACAACCGGGACCAGGAGAAGGAGACAGAGUAUGAGGACUCAGGCUCUGAUUUCUGUGAUGAGGACUGUCUGGUGAUGAACAACUACAGAGCUGCAGGAGGCCAUCUGGACCUGACUGAAAUCUUCUUGUCCAACGAGGAGUACUACAGCAAGCUGGAGGAGCUGAAGAAGGCCCACCUGCACACUAUGGCAGAACUUGAGAACCUCUAUCGGCAAAAGCUGCAGCUCAAGGCUUUGGAGCCUUUAGACAUGACAACUCCUGGGCACAGGCAGCCGUGGUCAAACACCAGCCCAGCAGCCUCACGUGGUCUGAGGAAGUCACGCUCUGCCGUUGAACUCAGGCGGAGCUCUGGACACUCAGACUUAUUAGACGAGGAUGAAGCUGCCUGUGAUGCAGUAGAGAAAGGCCUGCUUUUUUCUCCCAAAGAACAUAUUAAGAACAUGUGGCGAGACUUCAAGAUGUCCCCUCACAAUCGUCACCUGUCGUCUUCUUCGUUACCAGGAGACCAGAAUAGAAAGAGAAAAGGGAAGAAGAGGCAGGGGCUUAAAGAUGGAGAGCAGGAGCAUUGGAAACACAGGGUGACUGUUCCUAAACCCUUCCAGAUGACACUGCGUGAGGCUGGCAGGCAGAAGCUGGGUUCGGAGAUCGAACUGCAAAAUGCAGAGCUGCGACGGCAGCUAGAAGAACUAACAGAGUGCCAGAGGAAGUUCCACGCCAGCCCCGUACCUGCUCACGUUCACCUCCCACUUUAUGACGAGCUGCAGGAGCGAAAUGAGGAGCGGCGGCAAAACAUGCGAGAGCGAGAAAAGCAGCAUCUUCAAAGCAUACAGAAACCUUUCAGCUUCCUGGAGAGGGAGCGGCUGAAGAAGGAGCAGAACCAGCUGCGUCACCCACAGCCAUCCGACCAGGAGAGAAUCAAACCCUUCAAGGCCAAGCCUGUGCCGAAGGCAGUGUACGCAGCAGCAUCAGGGGAGCAGAUGAAGGAGGAGCAGCUGUACCGCUCUAUAAAGAUACAGAUGAGGGCCCAGGAGUUGCUCCACAGUGCCUCAAUGCCUCCCAGCAUGCUCGCACGGCAACUCAGCCAGCGCAAGACCAAAGAUGGCAGUGCUGCAGCGGGAGGGGAUAACAGCUUCACACACAGGCCCCUGAUUAACAAAGAGGUCCCUGACUUCAACGCCAGCUACAGACGCUUCCAAAAACACCUGGAGAAACGAAAAGAGGUGAAGCCCACGACUGCAUGUGAACCCUUUGAACUGAGGACGUCACAGAUUUCCUCGCAUCGUGAACACAUCCUGGCUGACAUCGAACAGGAGCGGCGCAGCCCUUGGAUGCAGCGCUGGCCACACAUCAGCCCCAGGCCAGCUCACACGCCAAACUCCAGCCUCUGUUCGUCCCUCUCAGGCAGCAUGGAACUCCUGCCUGCCAAAGUCACAGAUGCCACCAAAAAGCGCCACGAGGCCGUGAGAAAGGUCCUUGAGCAGAGGAAGAAGGCUGAGGUGGAGGAGGAGCGGUGGAGGGAGAGACAGAAGCAGAGGGAGAAGAAGCUGCAGAGGGUGGUGUCAAAACGUGCCCAUGCCAACGACCCCCACCAGGCUCUGUCACAGACCCACCAGACCAAACUCAAGGAAUUCAGGAAACAAGACCACCAGCGCCAGAAGGAGUACCAGCAGGAGGUCAGAGAGAUGCGGCAAAGAGUGAAGGGGAGGCCGCUGCUGCUGGAGCAGGUUGCACAGGUGGAUCAGAACUCACAGAGGAAUGCCAAACAGGCUGCAGAGAGGCGCUACACAGACGUCCUGCAUGGAUGCAAUCUGACUGAAGAGUUCAUCAGCAGUAAGGCGGCCAAAUCAGGAUCUGCACGCCAAGCCUCCCCAUCUGGUGACAGCAAACGGAGUGACCAGCAGGUGGAAGACAUGGGGUAUGAGCCUGUUCUCUACAGAAAGGUCUUCCUGGAUGACGAAGAUGUGGGCGAUGAGCCCCAUGAUUCUGAUGAAAGUUACCACUACUCAGGCGAUCAUGAGGGUUAUUCAGAUGACAGCGAGCACGAUGCUGACACCAGGCAGCAGGAGGCCAGCGACUGAUGUCAUCAGACUUCAUGAUCUCACAACCCUUCAUCAAAAACCGAACAUGUCAAGUGAGGAGGAGCACUGAAGCAGAAGCUUGUUUGUCCUGGAGGUUUAUGUUAUUGUAACAGCACACAGGCACAAUCCACUGUCUGCAUUCUGUCUGGUUUGAGUCUGCAGUGCUUUAUUUUGCGGUGAGAGCAACAACAUAGGAAGACCUUACUCAGAUUGAGUAUGUAGUACAGAUCUGUCACCUUGACUGGACUUUGUUACUAAAGCUAUCUUUACUUUUAUUAUUUACAUCUUUGGUUAUCCAGUGGCCAGUUUGUUGUCUUACAGUGUUAUUACAACAUACUACUAUUAUUAUUACAACAGUACCACAAACAACAAUAAAUUAAAUAA
Monopterus albus (swamp eel) is the source of this 2786-nucleotide messenger RNA. RefSeq names its product FAM161 centrosomal protein A (gene fam161a). NCBI's taxonomy places the organism in Eukaryota, Metazoa, Chordata, Actinopteri, Synbranchiformes, Synbranchidae. The record is from RefSeq and is a predicted model, not a curated record. Bases 192 to 2402 code for a protein of 736 amino acids. Gene Ontology annotation, biological process: cilium organization. Gene Ontology annotation, cellular component: cilium. The transcript has 7 exons.